Arabidopsis thaliana (thale cress) is the source of this 877-nucleotide messenger RNA. It is a transcript of the gene DIP2, whose product is annotated as E3 ubiquitin-protein ligase. The transcript has a single exon. NCBI's taxonomy places the organism in Eukaryota, Viridiplantae, Streptophyta, Magnoliopsida, Brassicales, Brassicaceae. The record is from RefSeq and is marked reviewed. The coding region runs from base 142 to 411 and encodes 89 amino acids.
GGUUUCAUUAUUAUUAGCAAAUAAGACCAAGUCAACAAACUAACUUAAACAUUGUGGAUCGUCCACUUGUCCGACUCUUACGUCAAACCCAUCAUUGUUCCACAUAUCUCCACGCGUCAAUCUCUCUAUAAAUACGAACAAAUGAACACGUAUCAAUUCAACUCAAAAAGUAACAAUUUGAAUUACUUCCGCAAAUCUAAAAUAAUAUCUAGUGAAGCGAAUAUGUGUUUCUUUGAUAAUCGGUGCGAUCAGAAUCUGACGGUGGUGGUGGAUGUGGCGUGGUGGAUGGAGGCUGUUCCUCCACAAAUCAUUUCUCCGGCGAAGCCAUCGGUUUCUCCGAUUCUUGAGACGAUUUUAGAAGGCGGAGAGACCGAAGAAGACAAUCAAGAACAAGAAAACGAGGACGUGUAAAUUGUAAUGAUCAUUUUGUUACUCGGUCUUGGGUUUAAGAUAGACUCUUGUUGUUGUUGUUGUUUUUUCUAUAACUGUAUAAGAUGAGAUUUUGUAUUGUAUCUUUUGUACAAUCAAAUCUCAGUUCUUUGUGAAAUUUUCAUUCAACUUUCACAUCUUGUACGCUCGGUGAUCUGUUGUUAUAUGCUCACGAGUUGGUAAUUAAAGACAAAUCUUAAUAUACUUUCUAACCGAACCGGGACGAUAACCGGUCCACGACAAAAAAUCAGUAUCUUCAAAUAUCAAACCAAACUUAAACCUGAAACCAGUCUCACCGCUAUUUCUGUUUGGUGCGAUCAUUUUCUCAACCAAAAGAAUCUAAUUUACAUUAAUUUUUAAUAAAGACAUGUAUGAUUUAUCUGCAAACUAAAGCAGUGUACGCAUACUUAUGUUUCAACUUUCGAGCAUCACCUAAAUAUGAAACAUA